UCGGGUUUGGACGCGAUUUUUGCAUCGGCGUCGCCGUCGGUUGAUUGAAUUGAACUCGGGAAAAUCGGUUUUCUUUUGCGUUUUGCGGUGGAAUUUUGGGACUGGUUGGUGUUGGACCAGGUCUCGGAUUUUUUUCUUCUGUUGAAGGAAGGGCGCGGAUCUAAAAUUGGGCUGCAUACAUCCGGGGGUUUGUUUUUCUUUUUCGGUCGAUGGAAAAAAUGUAAAAUGUCGCGAGUUUUGUUAUUCUAGCUGGUCAGCGAAGCAUUUUGGGAUUGGGGAAUUGUGUUCUGGUGAAAGUUUCGCAUACUGGCUGCUGAAUUUUCCUGGGAACGAACACACAGAUGGGUGGUGUGAUUUUUCCGGGUGUGUUUCGCCUCUGCAGUAGGAAAAGUUGCUCGGUUUCGAGAGUCUGAGGGAAAAGGCGGAACGGAACAGAGCAAAAAUAACAGAAAAAAAAGAACGGGAACCAAGCACAUCGCAGUCACAUCGAGAGCGAGAGUUUUGAAUACUUUUUUUUGUUCCGAGGAAACUGUAAACUCAAAACACUAUAAGAGCAGCCAAGUGUAUCGUAGAGGGAAAUUUAUUGACAGGUCUGGGUUCCAUCCGUUCACAACUGGCUCCAGCUUGUUCAGGUGGCUCAGAAAGGCUCUAGACUCGUCUCCUCGAUAAACGUCGAUGGAAUAAUGCGAUAAAAUUCGAUGAAAUGUGACCAUCCCGUGCAAAGGUGGAUCUCUAGUGUUUUAUGUCUGACUUCGGCGUUCCUCAUACUGCCGGUCGGAAAAUUGCCUCGCAUUUUUUCUUUCCAAAAUUCGGUACCUUCCCCGGCUAGCUGUUCGACCCCAUUCAAAUGCCAUUAGUUUAGAUGGUUGCGUUUCGUGCUUGGAGCUCACAAAAACUUUACCACACACUACUGGGCCUGGACCGGCAAUCACCAUCGACUUCCAAAGUCAGGAUCCAGUCAGGUGAAACGCGUUCUCCCGGACGUGCUCCGUAUCGAAGAGUACAAGAUUUAUCGUUGUUUACGUUAUUUUGAAAGUCAAAUCGCCCACCCCUCGAGGCACCUGCACCAGGGAAAAGGGGCGGUGAUUUGCAAAUCUGUGCCAACCGAGCUAUUUUUAACACCCUUUGGACGUUACUGACCUGCGACUCCUAGAAAGAAGAUAGAAGUUCGCAACCCUUCUUUCUCCUCAACCUGUCUCGAGUGUAUACAACCCUUCGAUUUUUAUCGCGUGUGAAUAUACUCUCUGGAGCCACCCAUUUCAAAAACGCUAAGAAAGCACCAGGAAGUGAAUACCUUAAAUCAACAAAUAAAACACUCUCCUUCGUCUUUCGGGCGAAGAGCUACUCGAAAUUCCCUCAAGAGGACAAGUUAAAGUGGGCUAUUCUCAGCUUUUUCCAAAACGCGAAAACCAAGCGGAAGCCUAAGUUUGAAUUUAACACUUGAAAAGGGAGAAGAAAAAACACCGACGAGAAUUCACUCGAGCAGCCUGAAAAACCAAAAAAAGGAGUUCCUCGUGUUUUGCAGGGGUAGAUAUUAUUGCCCACGAAAAGCAGAUCACCCUCGCUAAAAAAAUACAUAACAGCAGCGAACCAACCACAAAAACCACUGAAAAGGGUGAAUUUUUGCAAUCCGGUUGUUUUUAUUUGGUGUUGUUCCAUCCUUCCUUCCGGACGAAAGGACGGACCGACAAAAAAAGAUCGGGGGAAGCGUGAAAGAUUUCCCGAUAAUAGCGACCACGUGCGCUGCGAAGAAGAUUUCCUGGACCCUCUGAAACGGUGUGUUUUGGGGCGGUUAAAUUAUUGGUAGAAAAAGAAGCAAAAGCCAAGUGAAGUAAGUGCAUCAUUCCUGGCUUCAGGAGGCUCUAUCUAGUGGGAAAAAUCAAGUUGUGUAAGUUUUGCCGGAAGUUUGUGGGGUGUUUAAUUCAAGGAAAAUAAGCAAAGAAAAAGUGGUGCUGCUUGAUAGUCCUCUUCUUAAAAUUGGAUGGGAGGGCCCUGAAGAAGGAAAAUAAAAUAAUUAAGCAAGUUUUACGAAAGCGAAACCAGAGAGGGUGCUGCUGAGUUAAAAGUAGCGGAAGCAUCGUUUGGCGGAAAAACAGCUACCCUACUUUCUGACCAAAGAAGGUGUUGAAGGUGUCUCCAGAUGAUGGUCAACUAAAUUGAAUAAAAAAGUAUAUUCCGGACAAUUUGCUGCACUUAAGAAACCUUCAUCGCGCGAAAACCUUAAAGCGACUGCCCAUAAAAAGUCACUUUAAUAACAUCGAAUGAAUGAACGUCACGGCUGCGGCGGUCAAAAGAAGUCAAUCUUCCCCGGGAAACUGACGACCCCAGACAACCGGCCAAUAGUCACUGAUGAUGGCAGCAGCAGUCUUCAUCGUUCUCGGUUAGCAGCUAGAAGCAAUGAAUGAAAUCUACAGAAACCCGGAAGAGGAAACCUCAGCAGCAGCGCCAUUCGUGAAUGGGAAAUAAACAUCAUUCAUUGCUUAUGACACUAGCCAAAGCCCAGCGAAGCCGGCAAAGUUUAGCAUAGAGUCAAACGAGAAAAAGUAGAGGAAAAAGAGAGGAUACAAAAAAAACACCGAAACCGAGGAAACCCCUGAAAAGCUCACAAUCCACGCCGCGAGUGCUUCUGCAUCUCCCUACUGGGAGCAGCAGCUCUGCAGAAGAAGAUUGCACAAGGUUGAAUUUAUGGCUCCUUCAUGGUGCUGGAGGAAAAGGGUAUUAAUUUGUGGGCUGUGUGCGCGUGCAGAUUCUGCCUGGGGGCUUGCCGUCCACCACCGGCGCUUUUGGAUGCUUGCAGCAGAUCCCCGCCACCAGUAAAGUGGAAAACUGUCUGUAAUGGAAAAGUUGGAUUAACCUCCUCGAAAUUGGUUGGUCGGUCUUGUCGGCCUGGCCAUUGCUGGCGGAUGAAAAAUGAAUGAAAUUAGCUGAAAAUUUUCGGCAGCGGCAGUUGGAAAGUCGAAUUUCUGUGAAAAGGGUUUGCUCAAAUUGCUCAAUUGAAGAAAAACGCCGUGUUGUGUUUUGUGGAAAGUGGGGGAAGGGUUCUACCAGUGGAAAUAUGAAACGACGAGUCACGAUCAUGUAUCCCCCGGUGAGUGUGCCGCAUCGGACGGCCGGAACUCGCUGGGAGUCCAUCGUCUCCGGCAACGGAUGUGGUCCGGGUCACUGUUACUCAGCCACGCCAUGUGCAACAUCAUUGUCGUCGUCACCAAACUCCACCACAUCGUCGUCAUCAUCUUCAUCACUCUCUAGCUCGUCAUCCGUAACAUCAUGCUCGUCAUUCUCAACUUCAACGUCGAGUGCCUCGGUCAAACACACGCUCAUUGAAGACGCCCUAAACAAUAACAGCGGCGCCCAUCAUCAUGGGUGGUGCAAUGGCACUUCUUCAAUCCUUCAUCAUCAACAUCACCAUCACCAUGACCCGGCGAGUGUCAUGAAUGGGGGAGCCGCUCACAAUCAGCCUGAUUCAGAAAAGUGCAAUUUUAACAAAAACGGGUUGUCCAGUUCGUACGGAUCGAACGGGUCGACCGGUUGCCAAAACCAGUCGACGGAAGUGAACGACGACUGCAGCUGGCGGGGGUACUUCUUGGUCGCGUUGAUUGCCGGCCUCUGCUAUCUCAACGGAAUUCAGGGGGACUUUGUGCACGACGACAUUCCGGCCAUCACGCUGAACCGGGACGUGCUCGGCCAAAGCUCGGUGGCGCAGGUGUUCCGGAACGACUUCUGGGGCACCCCGAUGGCCGACCUCAGCAGCCAUAAAUCGUACCGACCGCUGACGACACUGACAUUCCGAUUAAAUUUCCUAACGUUUGGCCUCCGGUCGGUGUGGUUCCACGUGACAAAUGUGGCAUUGCACGUGGCUGCCUGUGUCCUGUUUACCCGAGUUUGCGCCACGAUUGCCGGGCUGCGGAACAACUUUGCCCUUCUAGCUGGGGUGCUGUUUGCGGUGCAUCCUAUUCACACGGAAGCGGUGACCGGCAUCGUUGGACGGGCUGACGUACUGGCGUGUGUCUUUUUUCUCGUCUCGCUGCUGGCCUAUCACGGCCGCGGUCCGGAGCCUGACAGCAACUCGGUAUGGCUAAGUAUCGUGCUCGGGGGUCUAAGCAUGCUGGCCAAAGAAACCGGCAUCACGGUGUUCCUGCUGAAUGUGGCCUACGAUGUGUACCGGAACUGGGGCUCCCUUAAAAAGACCAUCCUGGAUGUAAGGUGGAGCGAAGAAACUCACCAAUUCGGACGCCGGGUCUCGCGGGUGCUGCUCUCGAUGGGCGUUCUUCUGGCUGUUCGGUUGGCACUUCUGCAAGGAUCGCUGCCCCGAUUUUCCCACCAAGACAACCCCACGGCGUUCCAUCCGAAUUUAUAUGUUAGAUUGCUCACCUUCUGCUACCUGGCCGCCUUCAACUGGUGGCUGCUGCUGUGUCCCUCGACUCUGAGCCACGAUUGGCAGAUGGGCUCGAUUCCACUGGUCACUUCCAUCAGCGAUCCCCGGAAUUUGGUCACGUUUAUUGCAUUCUUUGCCGCGUUGCUGCUGGUCUAUCGGGGGAUGCUAGACUUUGAGCAUCAGCGUCACGUACCGGUUGUAUUAGGGUUUCUGUUAUUAGUGCUACCCUUCCUGCCGGCCACAAAUUUAGUCGUAACGGUUGGUUUUGUCGUUGCCGAGCGCGUUCUCUACAUUCCAAGCAUGGGAAGCGUCAUUCUGGUUGUUUAUGGCGCUCAGCGACUGUGGGAACGUGUGCCAAAAAUGCGAAAACUUAUCCUGGCUCUGGGAAUCAUCCUCCUAGCUUCGGGUACCCUGAAAACCCUAUCAAGAAACAUGGACUGGAGCUCCCGGGAAGCUCUAUUGAGAUCCGGACUCAAAACGUUGCCGCACAAUGCCAAAAUGCACUACAAUUUUGGCAACUUUUUGCGGGAUUCAGCGCGACCGGAUCAGGCCGUUGGGCAUUAUCGGGAGGCGCUGCGAUUGUGGCCUUCCUAUGCAAGUGCUCACAACAACAUUGGAACUCUGAUGGGACAGUUCGAGGAGGCUGAGUUCCAUUUCCUGGAAGCGAUCCGGUACUCGUCGGAGCACAUUAAUGCGCACUACAACCUGGGCCAGUUGUAUCGGAAAUCUAACCGAACGUCAGAUGCCGUCCGGAUGUUGGAACGAUGCAUCCGGCUAGAACCACUGUUUACAGCUGCCUACCUGGAGCUGGUCAAACUUUACGGUGGACUUCAGGCGGGGCAGCUGCUGCGUCAGGUGGUUCGACUCAAUCCGUACGAUGCCGAUCUGCAUCGACAGUACGGGGACUGGCUGUAUGAGCAAAAUUUGCUCCCGGAGGCCCUCGUCCAGUAUCAAGAAGGUCUAAAGGUUAUGGAAACCCAUCAAUUAUCGAUAAUCGGAGCCUGCCGGACGCUGCGGAAGCUUGGCCAACAUUCAAGACUCCAUCAGCUGAUUCUCAGAUGGCAAUUUAUUGUGCGCUUAUCGAACGGCGGCAUUCCGAUACAGACCGAGAUAUAUCUCCGUGAUUGGAGCAUAAAGCACGAGCUGAGAAACCGAGCGAUGAUAUAUGACACUGGCUCUGCUGGCGGCGGCGCUGGCGGUUCCCCAGAAUUGUCCCCAUCCGGUGGCGUGGUGGCAUCGACAUCGCAGCAGAACACCGGAUCCAGACAGCCGCAGCACCAGCACCAGAAAGCGAAUCAAUAUGUCGGAAGUGCCAGGGCCAUGAAAGAUUGCGGCCCACACAUCGGAAGCCACACCAAGCUGGCACCAACUGCACCCGUAGAAUCCGAAAUCAGCAUCCGAAUCCUGAGGAGUCCCCACUGUAAUCGUUCCGAGCAUCUACCGGGAUCCCUGAAAAACUGUAAAAUGGUACCGAAGUCAGCGGGAUCUUCAGCAUCCUCGGUCGGAGGAGGAUCCCGCAGCAGCCGGAAAGGCAAAUCAUCUCCCACCAAAGGCCAACAGGGCACCGAAGCAAGUGGUAAAAAGUGGCCUAGCUCCCGGCACAAGACUCAUCGGAAAGGUUCCGAUGCGGAAUUGGAAGAACCCAAUUCAGAGGGAUUGGCUCCUCUGCUAGUUUCCAAUUUGCUGGAUAAACUUUAACCAAGUGGCAAUGGAAGCUGGGUUAGGGGGUUUUAGGGAUGAUCCGAAGAUUUUUCGGAUUUUAUAAAAGUAAUUGUGAUUCUAGGUUUUACGUUUUCGAAAUCAAAAUUUGAGAACUGUAAAUAUUCCAUUGCAUUCGUUAGUGAGUUUUGGUGUGUCAUUAGAUAUUUCACUGAAUGAAAGGGUGACAAACUUUGGGAAACAAAAAUAUGCACUUGUACGUUGAGAAUCGGUUUCCAGACAGUCUCGCUCGAGAUUGUAUUUGCUUGAGUUUCAUCCUGGGAGAUAGUUUUUUUUUUUUAUAUUAGACUUACCAAUUACAAUGAACCAGUAUUUGAGCAUACUCAAACUAUGAUAACGGAAUAAUCUCUUAACUAUAGUAUGGCUUCAGCUGCUACUCACUAACUACCAAAUGAGUGAAUUGUUUUAAGUUUAAGUUAUUAACGUGCCCUAAGUAAUAAUGAGGAAUUGUAAAUAUUCGACAUAAAAACAGUACUCUAGUAAGAGUGAGAAACUAGAUCGGAUGAAUCAAUUACGCGCCUAAUUGAUAGUCCUGCUAAAAGGUUGAGCAUCGUAGAAAACUAGAAAAAAAACACGAGAGCAUUUAUUUUUGUACCGGAAGCGAACGAUUUCUGCAAAACUGUGUAAAUAACGUAUAGUGUCAACUACAUUUGCAAAAUUUAAGUUUUUGUAGGAGAGCAGUCAAACUUGCUUGUAGCUAGUAAUUGUAAAAAAAAGAUAAAAAGUAAAACAAACGAAACUAGUUCGUGUUUAACGACCGCGCGAUGAAAUUGAACGGAUUGCCAAGUGAUAUUUAAAAGACAAACUAAGGAUGAAAUGCAUUAGAUAUGUAAAGGAAAAAAUAACAAACGUAAAAGACUGGAAACAUAAAGCAAAAUAGCUCUCACAUGUAAAGUAAACAGAGGAAAAACGUCGUAAAAAUUUGAUUGAUAUGUACCUAAUGCUGGAUUUUGAUUAUUUUUAAUUUGAAAUACGGUGGCCUGUCAAAAUUAACCAAUUUUUCUUCAAUGUUAUAAACCUGACCAUUUGACAUCUAUACUUCAAUCUAUCUCCAAGCAAUCACGAAUCUUCAAAGUGUUUCCAUUAAUAAUUUAAUGAACCUUACUGGUCCUUCGAAUCAUUAAAGAGGACUCAAACAUCCUAUUGGCCAAAACUUACUGCUAUGUGAGGCUAUAACACAAUCAAUUCCUGCCCAUGAAACCAUUGAGUUAGAGCUAUUUUAGGCUGGUCCAAACUAUACAGUAGGAGCUCGGGAAAGCCAAACUAAAUACGGAACCAUGGUUUAACAUCAUAACCGGAAACCGGAAAAUAGUAGCGGCACCAUAAGGCAGCGAACGAUUUACGAUGUAAUUAAGUUAAUUCAACCUAAAUGCAGGAUUUUACUACGUCUUUUAGUUUAUUGACGGCGUCGUUGGCUAGUUGGCCAAAAGCCGGAAGCAAGUAUGGGGGGACGAUUAGAGCCUAAGUCACUAAUCGGAAGGACCAACUACCGCACGGAAUAAGGGAAAGGGCGGAUGUUCCAAAUGAGAUAAUAAGUAGAGAGUGGCGAGAGUUUGUCAUACCAAGGAAAAUUGUCCGGUCCAAUGAUUUGUGAGGCUCCGGAACAACCUUGGGGGGUGUGUGUGUGGAUGUGUGCCAUGGUGAUAUGUUUGCCGAAACUCUUAGCAGUAAGGGGGGAUGACGACGAUUUUCUGCUGAAGGAAUUGCUUGCUACUGCUCACUUUUAUGUGUGUACAAUGUGACGCACGACAUAACUUUGGGGCCAGGACGUGUUUUCCGGUACGGUCAAUUUCCGGCUGCGACGGUCAAGUGAAAACGUUGUUUGGGCUCGGAUUCCAGGAAAAGGGGGAGAGGGUCAAAGAUUGUUUCUUUUGCAAUGGAUCAAGUGUUUUGAGAUGUGGAGAUGUUUGAUUCAUGAGAUGUGAUUGUUCAAAUCGAAGCGUUUAAAC
This is a messenger RNA of Uranotaenia lowii, 8043 nucleotides long. RefSeq names its product protein O-mannosyl-transferase TMTC1-like. NCBI's taxonomy places the organism in Eukaryota, Metazoa, Arthropoda, Insecta, Diptera, Culicidae. Gene Ontology annotation, molecular function: protein binding; mannosyltransferase activity. Gene Ontology annotation, biological process: protein O-linked glycosylation via mannose. The transcript has 14 exons. The record is from RefSeq and is a predicted model, not a curated record. The coding region runs from base 2915 to 6073 and encodes 1052 amino acids.